AUGUCUAUCUUUGAGCCUGCAGAACGCCGGAAGCUGCGUAGAGUUCUACGCGCACUCUGCAAUAACAUCCAGGACCUCGAACUUCAUGAAUUCGAUGUGCAUCAAGGGAAAGCACACAAUAUCAUUAUCUUGCCUUUAGAUUUAGAGGGACAAUCUGAUGCUAGGCCUUAUUUUUUCACGCCUUGUUCUGCCUCUAUAAUGGCCGAUCCUGUUGAGAGCAUGACGGGAGAGGGGCGAGAAUUUAUCGAAUUUGAUUCAUUUCCCGAACACCACAGAGACCCGCUAUACUGUUCACGUUGGCUGUUUGAUCGUUUUUCUGGUUAUAUCUCCCUAUGCAGUGAUUUUAGCGAUCGUGACGAGGCUUAUGAGCUCAAGAAGCUACAAUCAGAUCUCAGCAUUGAUGAGCCGCCUCUCACGAACUUGCAUCAGUUUAGCUACCCUGAAUGGCUAACUGUGUGGGCUACCAAACUUGCCAAGGGCUCACAACCCCAUAUCAAAGCAUUUGUUUGCAAUAAUAUGAACGGUACAAACGCAAAGGUCCUACGAGGAGAAGUAAUGGUCACUCUACGCUUGAUGAUCGCACAAAUGAAGUCUGUCCGCUUUGUCGAGCAGUUGACUGCACCGGUCCUGCUUUUCUCGUUCAUGGGCCCCCAACAUGCUCGGCUGAUCGAGGCGUAUUUUGACGGCAACUCGCUGAUAAUGCGUCCGACUCGCCUGUUUGACCUUCGCAAGAUGGAUGCGGAUGUUAUCAGAACAAUGGGCCAAUGGUUCUUUGGGAUGGCAACCGGGGAAACUACGAGAUUGUGGGAGGCGGGAUCUCGGGCAUGUUCACGGACAUGA
Messenger RNA from Aspergillus costaricaensis CBS 115574, 840 nucleotides. RefSeq lists its product as uncharacterized. The record is from RefSeq and is a predicted model, not a curated record. Bases 1 to 840 code for a protein of 279 amino acids. The transcript has 3 exons. NCBI's taxonomy places the organism in Eukaryota, Fungi, Ascomycota, Eurotiomycetes, Eurotiales, Aspergillaceae.